Messenger RNA from Zea mays, 1903 nucleotides. Its product is annotated as putative protein S-acyltransferase 16. The record is from RefSeq and is a predicted model, not a curated record. NCBI's taxonomy places the organism in Eukaryota, Viridiplantae, Streptophyta, Magnoliopsida, Poales, Poaceae. The transcript is spliced from 7 exons. Gene Ontology annotation, molecular function: palmitoyltransferase activity. Bases 373 to 1221 code for a protein of 282 amino acids.
UGGCUGCCUGGCUCCCUGCCGCAACCGCAUCAACGACGCACGGCGCCACGGCCACGGCACGGCACCACGCGCUCAGACGUCCACGGGCUACCAACCCCAGCUCACCGCACUCAACCCAUUGCUGCCACGGCGAUCACCUCACCCACCCCGCGCACUUUUCUCAUCGCGCCAACGCAAACACCACAGCGCAGCAGCAAGCGAGCUAACUGGAGUACAAAGCAAGCCAAUUCGCUCUGUGCCUGUGCCGCUGCCUACCGUCGCGCGAGACGGGCGAGCUCCUCUCCCGGCCGCCGACGCCGCGGGGGAUUCCUUUUCCCCGGAAUGCUCUGCCGCUCCGUCCGGGCGGAAGAGGAGCACUAGGCGGCGGCUCGGAUGGGGCGCCCGGGGUACAUCACGGUGCCCAUACUCUCGGUGCUCGCCGCGAUCGGCUAUGUCUACUACACCACGGUGUUCCUGGCGAUCCCCGCGUGGCUGGGGCUCUCCUCGGCGACCGGGCUCGCCAACGCCGCGGUCUUCAGCGCGCUCGCCGCCGCCUGCGUCGCUACCUACGCCGUCGCCGUAUCGCGCGACCCGGGCCGCGUGCCAGCGUCCUUCGUGCCCGAUGUCGAGGACGCCGGGAGCCCCAUCCACGAGAUCAAGCGCAAGGGUGGUGAUUUGAGAUACUGCCAGAAAUGUUCGCAUUAUAAACCUCCUCGAGCGCACCAUUGUCGUGCCUGCAAAAGAUGUGUUCUAAGAAUGGACCACCACUGUAUAUGGAUUAAUAACUGUGUUGGGCAUGAGAACUACAAGAUAUUCCUAGUUUUUGUUAUGUAUGCUGUAAUUGCAAGCUUCUAUUCUAUGGUUCUCAUUAUAGGGGGUGCUGUGCAUUUACCUAAAGAUGAACAACCAAGCAGUGAUUCUUCUAGAACAUCUAUAGUUGUUUGUGGGGUUCUUCUGUGCCCUUUAGCAUUGGCACUAAUGGUCCUAUUGGGUUGGCAUGUUUACCUCAUCUUACAUAAUAAGACUACUAUCGAGUAUCAUGAAGGAGUUAGGGCUACAUGGUUGGCUGAAAAGGCUGGAAACGUUUAUCAUCAUCCUUAUAACCUGGGAAUCUAUGAGAACCUAGUUUCGGUGCUAGGUCCUAACAUGUUGUGCUGGCUGUGCCCAAUAUCAAGGAACAUCGGAAAUGGUGUUCGUUUCCGCACAUCAUAUGACACUCCACUAUCAACUUCAGCAAUGUGAUGCACACCAUAUAGGGGUACACUCAUGUUGGAUACUCCCUCCGUUUCUUUUUAGUUGUCGCUGGAUAGUGCAAAAUUGAACUAUCCAGCGACAACUAAAAAGAAACGGAGGGAGUAUCUGCUAAAUCGCAAAAGAAACUCAGGUGCCCACACAAAGUGCUAGGUUUGCUAUUCUUCACAGUUCUGAUUUUUAGCAUUUAACCAAAGCGUUUGUGUAUCCUUAAAAGGAGAGUGUUUUCCAAUGCUUGAACUUUUGUAGUAAGGGUGUGCUACAUCAAAUCCAGCGUGUUUAGGAUACUGCUACAUACAUCAAAUCCUAAAGCCUCCUAGAAUCUGUCAUUAGGAAUUUUUAGAGAUGCUGACAUACUUAGAUUUUUCUCUCUUUUUGGGGACAUUCUUGAUCAAAUAAGUAAUUAUUGCUUGUGUAGUAGACUAGAGUGGGCUGUAUUAACACACACUAAAAAAAACGGAAAGAAAAGGAAAGAUGUACUCGUGGUUGUUCUGUUGUAAAAUUAUGUCCAAACUGGUUUUUUUUUGUCGUGAAAGCUCGUCAGCUCGUGUAUUGUUUUGUCAGAUAGUACAUAGGAGUAAUGAGUGUUAAGGACCAAUCAACCAAAUACUAUUUUAUGUAUACACUUGUUGAGAAAUACACGUGGAUAUAGCUGUUUGCACAUAUGGGUGUA